AUGCUGCCCCGCGCAGCGAGCUCGACCCCACCCCAUCCGGACGCGAACGGCACGUCUGAACUACGCGACGAGGACAAGGACGACCACAAGCCGCGGGACAGCAAUGGCUGGGACGGGAAGCUAAGAGUGGACAAGCUUGCGCUGAGCGACGAGCCCAGAGACCCGACUGUUGAGAUUCAGAGCGACCCGGAGGUAUCAGACGAGGAAGGGCCGGCACCAGAACAGCUGCCUGCAGACGAGGAUCUGCUCGACGAUACACCAGAAGACGAAGAAGAGAUUGAGCUGGUGCACUGCAAAAUCGCAGACAUGGCGUCGCUGCGGUUGGAGCGCUUCAAGCAGAUGAAGCGCCUCUGCCUACGCCAAAACAAAAUCGAAGCAAUCGACAUCCCCGCCGCCCUCGCCCCCUCCCUCACCGAAAUCGACUUCUACGACAACCUCAUCGCGCACAUCAAGGGCCUCGACGCCUUCACAAACCUCGUCUCCCUCGACCUCUCCUUCAACAAGAUAAAACAUAUCAAGCGCCUCGCCCACCUGACCAAGCUCAAAGACCUCUACUUCGUCCAAAACAAAAUCAGCGUUAUCGAGAACCUCGAAGGGCUGACAAAUCUGCGCCAAAUCGAGCUGGGCGCGAAUCGCAUCCGCGAAAUAACCGGUCUCGAGACGCUGACGAACCUUGAGGAGCUGUGGCUGGGAAAGAACAAGAUCACGGAGAUAGGCGGCUUGUCCACGUUGACCAACCUGAAGAUAUUGAGCAUCCAGUCCAACCGCCUGCGCUCCAUCACAAACCUCUCCUCCCUCACCUCCCUCGAAGAACUGCACAUCUCCCACAACCUGCUCACCUCGCUCUCCGGCCUCUCAGAAAACAAGAACCUGCGCGUCAUCGACAUCAGCGCGAAUCCCAUCGAGCACCUCUCCGGCCUGGACGGGCUCACGCACCUGACAGAGUUCUGGGCGAGCAACUGCAAGCUGGCCAGUUUCCAGGAGGUCGAGAAGGAGCUGGGGGACAAGGAGGAGCUCGAGACGGUCUACUUUGAGGGGAACCCACUGCAGAGACAGCAGCCCGCGCUGUAUCGGAAUAAGGUCAGGCUGGCGUUGCCGAGAAUUGUGCAGAUUGAUGCUAGUAAGUUGAAGUGA
Molecule: messenger RNA, 1134 nt
Organism: Parastagonospora nodorum SN15
Lineage: Eukaryota; Fungi; Ascomycota; Dothideomycetes; Pleosporales; Phaeosphaeriaceae
Exons: 2
Coding region: 1-1134 (377 amino acids)
Molecular function (GO): protein binding
Source: RefSeq, a predicted model, not a curated record